Carassius carassius (crucian carp) is the source of this 2213-nucleotide messenger RNA. RefSeq names its product vasopressin V2 receptor-like. Bases 359 to 1930 code for a protein of 523 amino acids. The transcript has 6 exons. Gene Ontology annotation, biological process: regulation of systemic arterial blood pressure by vasopressin; positive regulation of vasoconstriction; G protein-coupled receptor signaling pathway. Lineage: Eukaryota; Metazoa; Chordata; Actinopteri; Cypriniformes; Cyprinidae. Gene Ontology annotation, cellular component: membrane. The record is from RefSeq and is a predicted model, not a curated record. Gene Ontology annotation, molecular function: peptide binding; vasopressin receptor activity.
UGUAAGAGAUAUGUUGUUUAUACUGAGCCCAGCUUCAAUUCAAUUCAACGCCAUCAGUGCACCGGUGCUCAUGUAAUGUGGGGAAUUAAGGGACAUUUCUUGGAAUAAAUGGCAUGCUUCUAUCGAGUGGAUGCAUGAAGAAAAGGAGCUCUGAAUUCUGUGAAAAUGAACUUAGGUGAAAGCUGCAAAACUCCAGCUUUACAAGUUCACAUGGGAUGGUGAAAUAUCUCAACGCUCUCCAUAAGCACAGCGGCUCUUCUGUCAACUAACCAUCACAAAGCACAACUGCAGCUCUGAAGAACUGAACGAGGCUCCUCACAAAACACAUGGAUUAUUGCUGCUGAUUCAAGAGAAGAGAAUGGAGACUGUCCCAGGGGAGGGAGGUUGGGAAGGAUCCCUCCAUGCAACCGUUGCAUUGUCUAACUUCUCCUCCUCAUUCUCUGAGCAUACUGGACUCAACAGCACUUUCAAAGGAGGAUCACAGUUCUGGUUGGUGUCUCAAAACAGCUCAAUAAACCCCACUCAGGUACCUGGUCCAGUCAGGGUGCGGGACAUGUCUCUGGCUAAAGCUGAGAUUGGAGUUCUGGGCCUGGUUCUCGCUCUCACAACAAUAGGGAACAGUUUUGUUCUGUGGGUUCUGUUGAGGCGGCGCAAAUACAAUGCACCCAUGCACCUAUUUAUGGUCAAUCUGUGUGUUGCAGACCUUGUGGUGGCAUUUUUUCAGGUGCUUCCGCAGCUAGUAUGGGAUAUCACAGAGAGAUUUCAAGGUCCUGAUGUGCUGUGCCGCUCAGUGAAAUAUCUGCAGAUUGUGGGAAUGUUUGCAUCCUCUUACAUGAUUGUUGCCAUGACAGUGGACCGCCAUAAUGCCAUCUGCUGCCCCCUGCAGGCUUACAAAGGAGGGGCAGUUUCACACUGGAAUACACCCAUCAUGGUAGCCUGGGGUCUAGCCCUUGUUCUCAGUGUGCCACAGGUGUUUAUUUUCUCCAGGUCAGAGGUCUCUCCAGGGGUGUUUGAGUGCUGGGGGAAUUUUGCUGAGCCUUGGGGGCUGAAAGCGUAUGUCACCUGGAUGACUGUAGCCGUGUUUCUUAUUCCUACCUUUAUAAUCACCGUUUGUCAGGUACGAAUAUUCAAAGAGAUCCAUGACAACAUCUACCUGAAAUCAGAAUGUGUGGUUUCUGCUGACAUGAAGAAGAACCUGGUCAUUUUUCACUUUCCUAUCUUCAAAAAACGGGCCGGCACAGUCCGAGAGAGAGCUAGAUGCUCACGCAAGAUGAGAGAAGCAAGAGAACUCCAUAAAAAGAACACCAUCAGUGACUCGUCCCAUUCACACACCUGCAACUCACCAGAGCCGGAUUAUUGUGACCAAUCUGGUCAGGAUGGCAGUCCCAAAGACCUGGCCUCACAGACUCACUGUUCAUCCCCUGAUGUGCUGCCUCGCAUUCAGACCCACCCUCACGCUUUCUGGUGCAACCCUGCUGCUGUCCAGACACCACAUGGGAACUCUGUUCCUCACAGGAACACUGACAACACCACUACUGAGGACUCCAGUGCUUCCACAAACCCCUCUUUCCCACCUUACCCCCUCCAUCCACCUCUUAGAGGCGUAUCGAAAGCUAUGUCUAAAACAGUGAGGAUGACUCUGGUGAUUGUGCUUGUCUACACCUUGUGCUGGUCACCCUUCUUCAUUGUACAGAUGUGGGCAGCCUGGGACCCCAAUCCCCCUGACCAAGGAGUGGCUUUCACUAUCCUGAUGCUGUUAGCCAAUCUAAACUCCUGUACAAACCCGUGGAUCUACACAGCCUUUUCCAGCAGUGUCUCCCGUGAACUUCUCGCUCUGUUGCGCUGUCGGCCAAAGAUGCCACGCAGAAGCUCAAUGCAUGACCACUCCAGUGACAUAAACACCUCCACUACCAAGGACAACCAGUCCUGACCCCUACAGAACAAACUAAAAUUGAGUGUCAGCAGAGAUGGCAAUUUAUGUGGGUGUCUCUGUCCUACACAUGUGGAAGACAUGUUGUCAUGAGAUAUUGCCACAUCUUCUACUCAGACUCAAGAGUAUCUGCCAAUGCCACUUUAACCAAGUGAACUUUGAAGAGUGGCUUGUUAAUGACCAAACAGGACCAAUGUAUGGCAUGGAAAUGAAUUCAUAAGAAUCUUAUGCAAAAAUAGACCUCUGAGUAUGAGACUGAUCUUUGCCAUCUCGUGAAACAGGA